UCAGUAAAAUUGAGAAUAAUCCGGUUUCUGACUACUGCAAUUUGCAUCACAACAAGAAAAAAGGGCUCAUCACAACAAGAAAAGAAGGCCUGGCCCAGCCAGCAGAUAGCAACCAGAGCAACAGAAGAAGGCCCAGCCAGCCCGCCAUAAAGCUGCGAAACAUCAGGCCCGCCGAAAAUCCCUCAAAGAAAAAAAAAAGAACAAUCAGGCCUGCCGAGAAAAGUCCGAACGCCUCUCUUCUUUCUUCUACCCCAAGACGAACUCGGUGAACUCUUUCCGGUUCGUUCCUCUCCCUGCCUAUAUACGCCCGUUUCUCUCUCCUCGCGCAACAUCGGACAACCACACAAGCGAGGAAUCUAGUCCAGUCCCGGCGGCAAUGGAGUGCGUUUUGGGCGUGGUUGGCCGCGACUUCGCGGUGGUGGCGGCCGACACCUCCGCCGUGCAGAGCAUCCUCGUCCACAAGACCGACGAGGACAAGGUGAUGGUCCUCGACUCGCACAAGCUGAUGGGCGCUUCAGGGGAGCCUGGUGACCGGGUGCAAUUUACGGAGUUCAUACAGAAGAACCUCCACCUGUACCAGUUCCGCAACACCAUCCCGCUCUCAACCGCCGCCGCCGCCAACUUCACUCGCGGCGAGCUCGCCACAGCCCUUCGCAAGAAUCCAUAUAUGGUCAAUAUUAUUCUUGGUGGUUAUGAUAAGGAUGUUGGUGCUUCCCUGUACUACAUUGACUACAUUGCAACCUUGCACAAGAUUGACAAGGGCGCUUUUGGGUACGGAUCAUAUUUCUGCUUGUCUCUGAUGGACAAGUUGUACCGCCCGGACAUGACUGUUGAGGAAGCAGUAGAUCUUGUUGACAAGUGCAUUAAGGAGAUUCGGCUGCGACUGGUUGUCGCGCCCCAGAACUUCGUGAUCAAAAUUGUCGACAAGGACGGGGCGAGGGAGUACGCAAGGCGUGAACUCGUCGGCGACAAUGCACCUGUUGAUGCUGCAAUCACAGUUGCUGCCUGAGGCAUGAACUUGUUGGAAGUUAGACUGUGUUAAUUGUGUUUUCUCAGCGAGGCUACUUAUGUAAUCACAGGAUACUGGUGGGGGUCCCACAACUGUUUUAUCAAUUUGAGCCCAGACGUGUGUAUUUCUGUUUCUGCACUAUUCAUGUCUUUGCUGAGUACAAGUUUACAACUAGUGUUUAA
Sorghum bicolor (sorghum) is the source of this 1191-nucleotide messenger RNA. RefSeq names its product proteasome subunit beta type-2. Bases 377 to 1009 code for a protein of 210 amino acids. Gene Ontology annotation, biological process: proteasomal protein catabolic process. Gene Ontology annotation, molecular function: peptidase activity. The record is from RefSeq and is a predicted model, not a curated record. NCBI's taxonomy places the organism in Eukaryota, Viridiplantae, Streptophyta, Magnoliopsida, Poales, Poaceae. Gene Ontology annotation, cellular component: proteasome core complex; proteasome core complex, beta-subunit complex; cytosol. The transcript has 3 exons.